Rhopilema esculentum is the source of this 1477-nucleotide messenger RNA. RefSeq lists its product as uncharacterized. Lineage: Eukaryota; Metazoa; Cnidaria; Scyphozoa; Rhizostomeae; Rhizostomatidae. The record is from RefSeq and is a predicted model, not a curated record.
AUAACGAGAUCAAUAAAAAAUUGCUUCGAAAUAUGAAUUGAAAAAAGAAAAAUUGAAAAAUCACCAAGACUGCGGAUAAAGAAAAUGGACUUUAUUGGCAAAGAAAUUGAGGAUAUUAAAGGCAGGUUAAAGAAUAUGGUAGACUGUGCAGCAAUUAUUGGUUGCAACAGACAGCUCAUACAAAUAAAGCUCGUCAAAACUCCACACAGACAAUUGCUUUGUCAAUUCCAGUUUCCCGAAAAUUAUCCAGAUAACCCAAUCAUCAUUGAACUGAAAAGCAAUUUAUUUGAAGUUAAAGUUCUGUGUUUACUGAGUGAAAGAUGUGAUGUAGAGGCAAAGAAAUUAGUUGGCAGGGCUCAGGUAAUUUCCAUGACAAAAUUCAUAUCAAAGUUUCUGGAUGAUAACCCCUUAAUGGUUUGUUCAGAAGAAGUAUCAUACAUAAAGAAGUCGUUAGUUGACAGUCAAGAUGACCUGAAAAUAAAGCAAAAAUCUGGUGUUCUUAGGUAUAAAAUAUGUCAAGACAGAUAUUUCCUAGAUGUGAAAGUAACAGUUCCAGAAUUUUAUCCAACAGAUUGUGUAAGGGUUGAAAAUAAAAGCUGCAAUUUCCCAACAUUUUUAGAGACACAUUUUAUGGCAGAAAGUAUUGAAAUAGCAAGAAGAUGUGUGGAGCCACCUCUGAAAAAGGACCCAAAAGCACCACCUUUUCAACCUGCACCAUCAUUAAAGCAAGUUGUAUCGUAUCUUGUUAAAGACUGCAUAAAAAAGUUCCCUGGUGGUAUUUGCAAACUUUGUGGUAAACGUGCUCUUCCUAAAAACCCUGAGGACUAUCCUGAAAACCCAGAUGAUGAAAAAGGGGUCGUUUGGAUUUAUUGCAAUCAUAUUUACCAUCUUGGCUGCAUGGACGCCUAUAUGAAAACACCACCAUUUACAGGUGGGAAAAAAUGCAUCGAAUGUGGAAAGGUUGUUUAUCACGAUAGGUGGAAUAUAAGUCCAAAACUGGCUGAAGAACGUUGGGCACAUCAAGAAGCAAGGAAACGUGAAAUUGAUGAGGUCGCAGACUUUUUAGAUUUAAUGUAGAAUCUUGCUAUUUUGUGAGAAUACAUGUACAUUCAAAUGAAUUUAGGAUAACAAUUAUUUGUAAUUGUGUGUCCCUAUUUUUAAAUUCUUAAGAUCUAUUGAUCAACAAGACCUAAUUUUCGAUUGUUCAAUAAUAUCAAGGAGAGGGAAUUAGGUAAGCGAAGUCCUAAACAUGGUCUACCAAACGGAAUAAUUACACCUUACUACUAUGAUUUGUCGACGAAAUAUAUCUACGUAAUCGAUAAAGAUUCAUUUUAUACUAUCCACAUUUAACAAGACUCACUUUGGUAACAAAACUGACUUAAUUAAACUGAUUUUAUUGUAUUCAGAAUCAUGUAAUGCUAACUGUAUAUUUUGUAACAAGUCUCGAUUAAGGUGAGCCAAGAAGAUUUUUGGCCCA